AUGUUUGUUAUUCUAUUUCAAUGUCUCACUCUGUCAUCUGAUCAAAUACCUGAUAUAUACGCAACAAUUCCUGACGAAUGUUCUUCUGUUAUGUACUCUGCAACAUCAGAAUUUGAGUUGCAGGCGAAUACAAAAACUUGUUUUUAUACAAAACCUGGAUUUUUCUUUGGAAAGGGAUUUAUUUUAGAAAUAUUUUGGCAAGAAAAUAACAAUAACGGUGGAUUCAUGCAUUUGGGUCCAACACGCAAUGGAGCUAUUGUUAAUGUAAAAACCGAUUUUGUAUACGUCUUAAUUACAACAUGCAAAACCCAAAAAAUCAAAUAUUAUCCAUCUACAUCACUCUCUUACUCCUAUUCAGUUCGAUCAGGAAUUGAAUACGUUUUUCACACCUAUUUCUCAACUAAAGAAGUCUCAAAUUACACCGUAUCAAUGCAAUACUCAUCUGCAUCUAAUAAAACCACAUACAUUUACAAUAGUCUCUUAGUUCUUGGAGAUAAUGUUUCAUUAUCAAAUCAGCCUAAUAAAGAGAUUAAUACUAAUUUUCCAGAAUCUACCAUUUCAGACGCAUCAAACCCCCAGCCGACUUUAAACUCCGAUGGCUCUCUUGGCCUUGUUUCUUUCAAAGAUUUCCAAACAAUAAACUCUAUCGAAAAUGAAGUUCGAUAUGAAAACCAAGUGUCCGCGACACUCAAUGCCAUAUCUGGCAUACCAUCUUUAUCAGGAGAAAUACCUUUUGCCCCUUCAAUUUCGAUGUUUUCUGAAAUUGAUUCUUCAUAUGUCGAGCAAAGUCUCGAAUCUCCUGAGGUAACUGAUUAUAAACGAGAUGAGAUUACCCCUACGCCACUAUCGAAAGAAUUCCCAAUUACAUUAGUUCUUGGUGUCGUACUUGCUGUUCUUGCAAUCGUUAUUGUCAUUAUCUUGGUCCGGAAGCAUUUCAGCCCCAAAGUUGAUGGAGCCGAUCAAAAUUCAGAAGAUAUAUCUGGAAACCGAUAUUAUUCUACUGAAGUAUCGGAUAGUUUAUACUCACAAUCCGGCUCUUAUGGUUCCAGUAUCAAUGAAAAAUCGAGUGAAAAAGCAAAUUCACUCGAUGACGCUUCUGGAACUCAAGGCGACAACCCUGCUCCGCUUUAA
Molecule: messenger RNA, 1131 nt
Organism: Trichomonas vaginalis G3
Lineage: Eukaryota; Parabasalia; Trichomonadida; Trichomonadidae
Exons: 1
Coding region: 1-1131 (376 amino acids)
Source: RefSeq, a predicted model, not a curated record